AGCAAGCAAGCAAGCAAGAAAGAGUCCUUUCGGAAGAACACUUUCCCUAUCAUCACUGGAAGGCGAUAGUCAGACCUACUACUCUCAACUUUUUUACUACAGCAUAUUAUACAUGCUAAUACAUCGAAGACGCACGUUUAAAAACAAAACAAAAAAAAGACAAUUGAACUAUCUUGAUUUUGGGUUGUAAUUAAAGCUGCAUCUAUAUAGGAACGAGAUGGAUGUUAUUCCUAUGUGCAGCAUAUUUCAGGAGCUCCAGAUUGUACAUGACACCGGAUACUUUUCAGCUUUACCAUCUCUCGAGGAGUACUGGCAGCAGGUAUUUAUAAUUGUGAAUAGUCCUAUUUUUGAUAGAGAAACACUCUAAAAUGAAUGAAAAAUAAUGAUUAUGUUUUCCACAUCGCAGUAAACUUGUGCGCAACUGCAGGUUGCUGUCAGUGGAGAUGCAAACUGUCAGGAUUUCAGAACAAAAAAAGUUGUACUAUUCGGACUUGUAGCACAUUCUUGACACCUUAGUAAGUUCAAUGCAUGUAUAUGUAACAAUACAAGCAUGCACGUUGCAAUUAUAUAUAAGUUACGCUAAUGGCUUAGUCCAAUGAAUGAACCACGACGCAUUGUUUUUAUUCCGUUUUGUAGACUGCUGAUGCGUCAUAGUGAAUAGAAUGUGUGUGUGAGAGAGCGAGUUCGUAUUCGGAAUUAGCGGAGACGAGUAUGUGCGUCUUCAAAUUAUUUUGUUCAAAAUUACCACCAUCUCCCACUCAACAUGUGUCUUUAUAGGAAUUACAUAAUAUUCGAGAAACUAGGUAUUAUUUUUUGCUGGGUGGUUGAAAUGAAUUUGCUACACGGUGUAGUUUAUGCGGGCUUGGGGCGGUUCACUCUCCAUGCCCUCUGAGGCAUUUAAAGCUCGCCAGAGAUGCAUUCUGCCCUACUGAAAAUAAAUGUUUGCAAUGAAUACAAAGUAUUUCCUUGCUAAACGUUUUUAGGUUUGCCAGAAAUCUAUUACAUAACAACUUACCCUGUAAUGUAUAUUGGUUUUAAUUGAUGUUUUCUAUACCCUAAUAGUUUGAAAUUAAUUCAUUGGAAUGCUAGGUGCAUGUCAUUAUUGAUAUUGUUACUAUUGAAUAUAUUGAAGUUAGCAGUCACUUACGGAUUGUCACGCUUUACAGAAGAGUCCUUACUUCCUUUUUAGAAAAAAAAGAAGUCCAUAAAUCUAUGUAGCUCUUGCAGUAUUCAUAAAUAAAGCUUUUUAUGGACCUGCUUGAACCAGACCUACCUCCUCCAUUCCCUUGUGUGCCUGUUAUUUCUAGCAAUGCCACUGGAUGCAUUAUUAAAUCCACAUUAUGCUGAGUGAUUGAUACAUUUUAAAAGAUCUACAAGCACUUCCCUAACACACAGGGUGGCUCUGUAGCGUAUGUAAAUGUUAUCAUUGUGCAUGAUGCCAGCUAUGUUGGAGGAAAGAGCACCGCCACCAACUGAGUCAUUUCUUUCUAAGGAAAUGUGUUUACUAACCUUCCCUGAUCUAGUCUGCUUCUCAAAAGGCACCCAAUUCCCUAUAUAGUGCACUACUUUUGACCAGAGCCCUGUGGGCCCUAUAGGCCCUGGUCAAAAGUAGUUCACUAUAAAGGGAAUGGGGUGCCGUUUGGGAAGCGGCCAUAGUCUCAGAGGACACCCGUUACAUGCACUCCACUGCCCUUAGAAUAGUACAUUGUCUAUAUAUGUACUGCAUAGGUUGUUUAUAUUCCUAUUUCCUGCAUGGUUUACUGAUUUUUCUCUUAUCCCAUCAGACAUGUCUGGAGUUGGAGCGGUACCUCCAGAGCGAGCCAUACGUCUCAGCCACAGACAUCAAGUUUGAGACGAGCCAGGAGGACCUCUGGAUGAUCCUGGCCUGCGGGGACAAGGCUGAGUCUGACCCAAAGAUCCUCACUCACAUUAAGGAGGAAGACAAUCAGGAGGCCAACAGCUUUAACUCUGACGCCAGCAGCGAGGUGUCCGACGGCUCCGAGGACCUCUCCCCUUCCCUCGACUUCACCUCCAACCCACUGAGUGACAUUAUGGGAGAGGGAGAGGACCUGGGUUCCACUAUUAUCAGUACUCCACCAUCUUCUCCUGAGGUGGGCAUGGAGGCCUCCUCCAUAUCCUCCCAGGUGUGGAGUGGUAUACAGACAGUGUUGCACUCACCUGGGAAAAUACAGACAGGGGGCAUUAGUGGACGAACGGCAGAGAGGGGAAGCCUAGCCAACGGGGAGGAUUCUCCGGACGGGAGGAGGCGGGUCCACAGGUGUCAUUUCAACGGAUGCCGAAAGGUCUACACGAAAAGUUCCCACUUGAAAGCACACCAGCGUACACAUACAGGUAAAUAAUUGAUUGCGUACAAGUAAACUGCAUGACCCAACAGCUCCUCCUCCCAUCCAAGUGUAUAUAUGGAUAUAAAAGAGUAGAAUCUCUGAGCUAUCCGACCAGGCCCCAGUCUUACAUUAUACAGGUAAUAUGUAGGCCAGUCCAGAGAGUGGUGGUGUGUGUUGUUACCCACAUACUAAUGCUGCUGUCACAGCAGAGAGGCCUUGGGAAAGAAAAUCCAGACCAGCUGGUUAUGUCAUCAGUAUUCUGAAUCUGCAGCCAUUUACUUUACAAAGAACUUUCAGAAAAUGAUUCAGUUUCAGAAGGGACUAAAUUUAAACCUCGUCAAACAAUUAACAUAUUCAUAUGCUUACAAGAGAGUCUUUGUUUUGGAUUUCUACUCAUGAAUUUGGUCUCUGCAUUCUUGGAAUAGUUCACUAGAAGGAAGGCCUAAACUGUGACCUAAUUCCCACAUCAGCAGUGACUUCACAUUAACUAAGGGGGGAGGGGUGACAUAACAACCUUUUGUGGGCAUAGCCAAGCCAGCCAUACAGGAUGUGGACUGGAUCAUGAAAGCAGAUCACAUUUCACCAUGGGAAAAAGAAAACGACUGAAUCAUUUAAAUGUAAAGUGUAGUGGGAAUUUUACAUUUACAGUUAUUCGUUACUGAGUUAUGUGAGCAGUUUUCCCCUGUCACCUCUGACCUCUCUUGCCAAGCUGUUUACAGCUGUCUUGCACAUGAUCAAGGCGCUUACAUUCCAAGCAAACUAUGUUACCAGAGCUAAUGGAAUUUUCACCAUUAGAAAUCGUCUAAUUGUCCUUCGCACCUGCCCUCUAUAUAUAUAUAUAUAUAUAUAUAUAUAUAUAUAUAUAUAUAUAUAAUAUAUAUAUAUAUAUAUAUAUAUAUAUAUACACUAAGUCUGCUUAUUCAACUAUUUUUAAGCUGUACAUCACAACUCAUAUUUACAAGUUGUAGUACUCUAUCUAGUAGUAUGUAGCACUUAUAGUAUCUUAUUUCUGAUUUGGAAACAUAAUGGAGCACUGUCCUUCAUGCUGUCUUUUCAUACACAGUAAUAACAUCAUUUGUUUUCUGUUUGCAGGUGAGAAGCCUUACAGGUGCUCAUGGGAAGGCUGUGAGUGGCGUUUUGCACGGAGUGAUGAGCUAACCAGACACUUCAGGAAGCACACUGGGGCAAAGCCGUUUAAAUGCAGUAACUGUGACAGGUAGGUGAAGUGUUUAGGGAUGGAUUUAUCUUUUGUUUGUUUCAAUUAUUUUAUUGAGGAAGAUUGUAAAUGUCAUAAACAAUUGUUAAAUGUUUGGGCAGCUAAGGUAAAGCCAUGCAGCUGAAAUAUUGACUAUUACUGCUGUUAUAUUAGUCUUACCUAUUCUAAAAACGCUGAGCCUAAUAUGCUUUCUCUUUCUCCUUGCAGGUGUUUCUCUCGUUCGGACCAUUUGGCGCUUCACAUGAAGAGACACAUCUAAGCGCUGGGCCCCAGAGCAGAGCGGUGUUGAGGGAUGGUCCUGACGGUCUCCUAACCUGUCUGUGGGGAGGCGCAGUGCCCUGAGAGGGGAGGAAGGUGAGCGAGGGGAGCGUGCUCCAGUGAGAAGCAUGCAGGCAAUUUUUGCACCAUACUUAGUGCCUCCAAGACCUCUCGGAGGAAAGAGCUCUGAAAGGUCGACACAUUCUGGAAAAAGAAUCACGAAAACCACCAAGGAUGACGGAGAAUGAAGAGAUCCGCUAGAGAAUGAAAAUGUCUGAGAGGACAAGAAAUAACGUUUUUUCUCUAUAUGGUGUCUGAUGCUUUGUGGAGUUAGUUCCUGGUCUGGACACAUGCAGCGAUAUACUCGAAUAAACGUGUGUUGUUUCCUGUGAGCCUGUGAGAAUGCCUGUGACUGAGUGCCUGCCUGUGGAUGUAUGACUAUUGAGUGUAUGGCUAUGGUUGUGAGCUGAAUGGCGUUGAGGGGAUGAUGUGUGUGGGCUGGGGAUUUAUUGUCUCGUUUUGUGGUCAUGAAUGAAUGAAUGCAAGCAAAGGUGUUGUGCUGUUGUGUGGGGCAUUGGUUGAGUCUAGGCUGGGUUUGGCAGUGUGUGUGUCCGGGCCGUCAGUUUGAGGUUUGAGAGAGAGCGCCCCCAUCUGAGGGGAGGUGGUAGCGCACUCCUAAACGAGGUGGGGGGGAGGGAAGUGGAUUGUUUGGCGCAGAUAUAAAUUGUGUAAUGUAUUAAGUAGCGUGUCUCAAAGUUAAUGCUACCAAGCUCAUUUGUUGUCCAUUGUGUAAGCUCAGUAUCUAAAGGUUGUACACAACAUUCAUAUCUUCAUUAUACCAGAAGUUGCAUGAUCUUGGGUUUGUUUGUCACUCGAUUAGUUAUAACGAAGGCAAAUCCCAAUAACGAGCAGCUAUACAUCUGUUUUACACCAUAGAUACCACAUUAUUGUACAGAAACAUGAAGCAGCGAUUUGUUUCCUUUUGUUUUGUAUGUUUGGAGAUAUCACUAUUGCUUGUCAACUAUCUUGAUCAUGGAAUUGUUUAUUUCUACUCCAUUUAAAAUUAAUUUCUUUAAUUUUGUUCUCUUGCUCUCCUCUUUUUCUAUAUCUGUAAAUGCACUGUUGACCUUAAUGAUGCCUUAUGUAAGUGGCCUUGUCCAGAUAAAUAGAUCACUCACGGGGGGUUGAAAUGCAGUAGUGUAUGAUUGAAUAGCUUUAUUAAGGCUCCGAUUCAUAUGGCCACACCUUUUGCCCUUGUCUAGGUCAGUCUCAAGACUUGAAUAAAAGUCUGCUUUAUAGUUACUGCCAUUUUACAUUUCUGUGCAUCAUUUGUCAACAUACAUACAGUAUCUAUCUAUCCAUUGAGACGAAAUCAAAAUGUUUUGAAAAUGAUCCUUGAGCCGAGACAGAAUUGUAGAGCACUUGAAACAAUUCAAUUUGAAAUGGUUUACUACUGUGUAGUAGUAUAAUGUGGUAUGUUAUGCACUUAAAAUGGAAUGUGGGAUGAUAAAUUAGGUAAGUUAAUGUCAAAAGUAUAGAGUCUCCUGGUUGGUUGGGGGGUUGAGUUCUCAUGACGUGAUCUGCUCGGCCACGAAGGCCAUGGUAAAUUAAGAUUUAUUGCAAAUAACCCAUUCUGGUCAGGCCAUGGCGUGUUAGUUAACUGUUAAAGGCUUACCUGACAUGAGUGCUCUCAAACUGACAGUGGAUGUGGAUGAUUAUUGCUUAUUGACCUGUAUGGACUACCUUGUUUUAACCCCAUACCAUUGUACAGUACAGUUGAUCUGGUCAACAGUACUGUCGGAAAGUCUCCUUUUUAAAAUAUACAUUGUGGAUAUCAAACCAUGCAAAAGAUAUGUGUUGUUUAAAAAUAGUUUUUGUAAAGAAGCUUAUAUUUUGCAGGGUAAGGGACCAAACAAAUCUAAAUUGUGAAGUGUAUGUUUAUGAAAAACAACAAAGACAAGGCCACAUUUAACUUGAGUGAGUACUAAUGGUCAGAGAAACUGAAAACAAAUGACGUAUUGUUCACUUCUGCUAGUCUGCUACAGUGUUGGAGAAGGAUUUACAUUUUCUAGCUUGAACGGGGAAUGAUUCAGUACAGAGAAAUGAAACUGAUUGUUGGAGGGAUUACACACUGAACAGCUUUCUAUAAUCUAAAUCAAAACGGCAAUUUGUCAGCCCUAUCUUUAACUAAAGUAUCUUUAUUGAUGAAAAAAUAGAGAAAUUAGGUUUUAUUUGUUUGAUUAAUGGCAUAAUGUUUUUUUUUUUUAUUGUUUUGUCAAAUUAUUUCUGUAUGAAU
Molecule: messenger RNA, 6115 nt
Organism: Coregonus sp. 'balchen'
Lineage: Eukaryota; Metazoa; Chordata; Actinopteri; Salmoniformes; Salmonidae
Source: the annotation of a GenBank genome assembly